Dromiciops gliroides (monito del monte) is the source of this 4525-nucleotide messenger RNA. It is a transcript of the gene PLEKHG7, whose product is annotated as pleckstrin homology and RhoGEF domain containing G7. NCBI's taxonomy places the organism in Eukaryota, Metazoa, Chordata, Mammalia, Microbiotheria, Microbiotheriidae. Gene Ontology annotation, biological process: Rho protein signal transduction. The transcript is spliced from 16 exons. Gene Ontology annotation, molecular function: guanyl-nucleotide exchange factor activity. Bases 78 to 2342 code for a protein of 754 amino acids. The record is from RefSeq and is a predicted model, not a curated record.
CCCCAUCCCUCCUAAUCUGACUCUCCAUUACUGACAACAGAUUCCAAGCACUUGGUCCAUCAUAUUUAAAAAAAAAAAUGCAACAACAUUCUCCUGACUAUGUUCUGGAACCAAAUGAAGGAGCUUACUUGAACGUGAAAAAUAAGAAAAUAGAUCACAGUGGGAGCUCUUUGGAGAACAGCGAUUCGGAGAGCAGUGGGUCAGCUUUCUCUGAAAAUGAGGGCCUUACCUCCCGACAGGAUGAAGAGAUUUCCAAUACAUCCAUUCGGAGGAGAAGUCAUGGGGGUCGUCCUACCCAGUCUCCCAAGAGUCCCUCAGCAGAGUAUGGCAAUGGGAAGGGUAGCCUCUUCCGAUUUGAUAGGCAAGCCCUUGGCCGGAUUUCCACCUCUCCCACCUUGCGGAGGCUCAGAAGCAGCACCUCUCUGCUGCCCCAGGACUCUUUGGAAGCAUCUACCUGGAGAAAUUGGAAACGGCGGACAGGUUCUCUGAGCUCACUUUAUGAAAAUCUUCCCAGAAGCCCCACGGCUUACUCUCAGUCUCUGUCAUCCUUGAGCCUCAGUUCCAAAGCAGCUCCCCACUUGCAAACAACAAUGGCAUCAUUCAAUUUUACCAACUCCAAAAGCAGUUGGCCAUGUCCAACGAACAGCCUCAUGGACAAUGAUGCUUUCCUUGGGCUACAGACAAAUAAUAUGGCCCACUCCAACUGUACUUCUCUUUCUGGAAAAGAACAUCAGCCUCCGUUUGGAUUUAUGACCCAUGACCAACAGAAUCAGGGAGAAGAAGCUUACCAGUCCAGGUUGUACCAGCACAGGCGAAGUUCGGUGGUCGUGAACCUAUCUGGACUUGAGGUGUUCCCUGGAGAUCUCCUGGUGCCAGAUGGAGUGGCCAGCUCCCUGUACCAUCCAGCCCUGCUGCUGCAUUCAGAACCCAAAAAGCCGAGAUGGCCAUUCUCCAAGAAAGGCAUGCAUCGCAAAGACAAAGAAAAGGAAGCAUCUGACCUGGAAAACUGCCUUUCCACCAUUAAGAUCACGGACUACAGUGGACAUGAGUUUCACAGUUUAAAGGAUAAGACCUGGGAAGAAUUUCUGGAAAGACAUCAAAAACUUCCUAGUGAGCCACCAGACUUGAGAAAGCAACAAGAAGCUGUGUGGGAACUCUUCACCAGUGAAUGCACCUAUUAUUUAGACCACUUGCUAGUUCUUAAGAUGGUCUUUAUGAAUACGCUCAAAUACCUGCAAAGCUACGAAUGCCUCUUGGAUGUGGAUUUAUGGAGACUUUUUGCAAACCUUGAAGAGUUAAGUCAGGUCAGCCUUGGCUUCCUGAGCUGUUUUUUCAGCACCAUCAAGGACUACAUAAACUCAUCCGGCUCUGCAUCCUCCAUGGAUUUUAUCUCUGUGCUCUCCAAGCAUUUCCGAGGGAGCCUCUGUCAGAGCCACCAGAUUUACUGCCUUAAUUACACCUCCGCCAUCUUCUAUCUCGAGAACUUAAGACAGAGAGAAGACUUUGGCAUCUAUUUAAAGUGGUGUGAGAGGCAUGCCCAAUGCAAGAGACUCCGCCUCCCUGAGCUGCUGGUCACCCCCCUGCACCGGCUGACAAGGUACCCACUGCUACUGAAGAACAUCUGGAAAAGAAGCGCCGAUGCCCGGGAGAAAAUUACCAUCUACUCCCUCAAGGAAAAAGUGGAGAAGGCGAUUCGUGACCUUGAAGGAAAAGUGAAGUGGCUUGACAAUUUCCAAAAGUUUCGGCACCUCCAGGAGAUCAUAGUGUGGCCUCCUCUUUGGGAUCGAGAUAAAAGGUUCUUCAUACCAGAGUGCCUGAAACACAUUUUUAAGGAACACAUGGCAGAAAGUGUCUUGUCACCAGCCAACAGACACCUCCUUCAUGAGGGGAAGUUGACUCUUGCAGAAAGCACCAGAUUCCUAGACGUCUACCUGUUUCUGUUUGAUGACUUCCUAUUAAUUACAAAAACCAAACACAACAAAAAGAAACUUGGGGGCUCAGACAUAAGUCUAGUCUGCCCUUCCCUUACCCCUGAGCUACAGGCGAUGAUUAAAGAAGGUGGCUCUUGUACAGUACUUGAUCAACCCAUUCCUUUGGACCGGCUGGUGGUUAAAAACAUCGACCCAUUCCACGUAUCAGUCUUUGGGCUAAGAAAUGCUUUCCUUCUACAACACGAAAACCGUUAUCAACAGUGUAUAGCAGCCUUCUUAUUGCAAGCACAAACGGAAGCAGGCAAAAAAACGUGGAUGGCACAACUAACGAUGGCGACCUCUCGCUUCAUGAAGAGAUACGAGAGGAAGAAAUCCUCGUCCACUCUGCCCGCAGAAUCCUCUGAGAUCUAGAGGCUGUUUGUGAUUAACUAUUGAGCCGGUGAUUGAUAGAGGCUGCACCUGUGAUUUCAUUGGUAAAGAGUGAGGUCACGCCCUCUGCCAGCUCAACAACUUCUCUAGAACUUCAAGUCGCAAAAGGCAGGCUAAGGCACUUGAGAAUUGAAGUGACUUAGUCAGGGUCACAUAUACCCAACCAGUAUGUGUCACCCCAGGGUUUCUGUCCCCUACAUCAUGCUUUUUCUAACUUUUAAUGGAUUUAGGUUUAAAUUGUCUUUUAUUUUUUAUUUUUACUUAGCUAUUGUAACCUUCCCUGAUGAUCAACUGAUACUCUGGGAUAUGAAGAUUAGGUUCAAGAAAAUCACCAGAGUAGAGGUAUGAAGAUGGAGACAUUCUGGGAGGCUAGUAGUGAGAAACAUUCUGUCAGAAUAUUUGGUAAAAUUUCCAUUAGCCUUGAAAGAUGUCCAGGUAAGAUUAGAAAUUGAAUAGUGCAACAUGGAGAAAUGGAAAAGGAAACUGAGGCUCAAAAAAGUGACUUAAGGGGGCAGCUAGAUGGCGCAGUGGAUAAAGCACCGGCCCUGGAUUCAGGAAUACCUGAGUUCAAAUCCGGCCUCACACACUUAACACUUACUAGCUGUGUGACCCUGGGCAAGUCACUUAACCCCAAUCGCCUCACAAAAAAAAAAAAAAGAUGAAAAGUGACUUAAGUCAGUAGACUAAUGUUAGAAAUGUCAUUUGAAACUGGGUCUCUCGACUCCAAGUCUUGGCCUGUUUUCACUAUACCAGUCUUUCUCCAAGUAUGAUCUAGGGACUCCUGGGUAUCUGAGACUCUUCCAGGAGGUCAGAGGGCCAAGUCAAAACUUUUCAUAGUAAUAGACAUUUGAAUUUCUAGUACAGCAAGCACUGAUAUAAUCCAUGGAAACAAAAGCUCUUUGGGGUCCACAAUAAUUUUUAGGAGUAAGAGGGAGUCCUAAAUCCCAAGUCAGAGAACCACUGUAUUAUACCAUGGUGUCUCUCAUCAUUGUAGAACCCUAGAUAAGAGAGGGCACAGUGAUGCUGGGACAUAAUACUAGUAGUUGACAUGGAUAUGGUGCCUUUAAGUUUGUAAAAUGUUGGGAUGUAUAUGUAUAAAUAGAUGUGCACAUACGUACAGACAUACAUCUCAUCCCAUCAUCCCAUUUGUGCCUUACAACAACCAGAUGAGGCAGUCGAAUGGGAAAAUGGCAUGUGAACAUAUUUCAAAGGAGUCAAAUCUGUACAAUUUUCAGGAUCUGGACCCAUCAAGUGAAAACAGAAAAAUCUCGAGGGGAAUAGCAAUGAUUAAAAAGAAAAAGGUGCUGCUUAUUUGGAAUUCUUUAAAAAAUUAAAGGGGAGAACAAACAUAUUCAAGCAUGUAGGGAUGUUGUAUGGAUGGUUAUGGGUCUUCUGUAUUCACUGACAGGCAGAGAAUGUACAAAUAAUCUCUGGGCUGUAGAGUUUGGACUCAUUGCCAAAGAAAGUUUUGAAUUCUUCAUUGGAGAUUAUUAAUGAAAAAUGUGGAUGUUCUUAUCACUGGGGAAACAUCUCUAGUGCAUCAAUUAGGUACAGACUUACCCAGAGAGAGGGCAAUAUAUUAGAUGAUCUCUUGAGGUUUCAUCAAGACCUAUGAUUCUAUGAAUCAUAUAUCGAUUUAACGUAUGAAAGGUUGGUUUUCCCAGUUAACAUCCAUCCAAAAAGGGGAAAAUGCUUUUUAAAAAAAAUCUUUGUAACUUUUCAGCACACCCCAAAAGGCAAUUCUAACUCACUUUUAAGGAAUACACUGCAAUGUAUCAGUAAAAGAACACCUUGUGAUCCCAAAUCAGGAAAAUCAUGUGAGAAGCAACCAUAUGAUCUCCCAUUUGUGGAAAUGGUGUCUCAAAACAGGCUGGACACAGGAAGAAACAACAAGGCAUUCGGUUUUCAAAUAGAGAUGGGAAAAUGGGCACCAAGCUUACAACAUGAAGUGAAGGUGUUUCCACUGAUUUCUUGGCAUGAAAAGCAAAGUGCACAACACAGAAUAGGACAGAUAAACUAUAUCAUGAAGGAAAUUAAUCAUGCCUCUUAAAAGCAUGCAUUUAACUUCUAGAGUGAAAACAAAACACAAAAAACACCCAAUGCUUACCUCCAAGUGUACUCUGUCCCCAUUCUAUGAGUAAAUAAAUUAAUUCUGAACAAACUCA